Toxotes jaculatrix (banded archerfish) is the source of this 2705-nucleotide messenger RNA. RefSeq lists its product as uncharacterized. Lineage: Eukaryota; Metazoa; Chordata; Actinopteri; Toxotidae. Bases 158 to 691 code for a protein of 177 amino acids. The record is from RefSeq and is a predicted model, not a curated record. Gene Ontology annotation, cellular component: membrane. The transcript is spliced from 6 exons.
UCUUACAUUCCAGAAAUCAUUUUGUUGUCGGGAUUUUGUACCGUUAAAGUUCAUCCGGGGGACACUGAAGCAGGACUCUAUUCGCGGUGUGACGCACAAACCCUCUCUGGAUCAUCUAGAGACAUCUCAGGUGUUUGCAGGCUGUUAGUUGAGCAAAAUGCCUUCUCCAGGCGCGGUGGCAACAGUUGAACCCAGGUUAUAUCGCUUCGCCGCCUGGUUUGACCCUGAAUCUGCUGGGGUGCUGACCAUCCUCUUUGGGCUGUUCCAGGUGGUGCUGUCUGUCCCACUUGCUUAUGCUGAUCAAGCUCUGCCAAAACUCUUCAUACUCCCACUUGGCUUAGGAAUUCUAAUUAUGGCAGGAGGCUCAUUCACCAUGGCCAAUGAGAGGAACCCCAGGAGAGUACUGGUUCAAGGUUGUGCCUACAGUAAUGUGGCUGGCCUGGUGGGGGCGCUGCUUGCCUUCUGCACCUACUGCUACAGCCUCAGCACUGCCAAGAGUGAUGAGCGGUGUGCCUCUUAUGAACAUGACAGACAUGUCUACAGACGACGAUUUUCUAAUGAUUGCCCUCCGGACGUACUGGCGGCCUACUGCUGGAGUGUGACACUGCUGCUGCUGCUCUACAGCAGUGGGGCUAUGGUCCUGCACUGCCUCCUGUCCGUCUCUGCCCUCAAAGCACUCAAAACAGCCUAACACACAUCCAGGACGCACGCACACGCACACACACACACACACACACGCACACACACACACAACCAGGACACACACGCCAUGUAUGUUGAAUUCCUCCUGAUCAGAAGCAGAAUUUAAAAGCAGGUAUCAGUCUUUGCAGAUUCUGCUUUGGUGGAUUUGGUGACUGCACAGUGAGUUUUCAUAACUCAUCAUCAUCAUCAGUUUUCAUCAUGCAAGCUCUUUUCAAAACUAAACAUGUCCUCACAUCAUAAAGGGAAUUAAUUAAUUAAUUUGGGUUUUUGUUUUUUUUUUAGAGUGAAGAAAUAUUCUAAUUAGAAAACAAAAACAAAUACUGAAAAAAUUCUCUUUCUGAUUGGCUGGCAGGUAAACAGCACACAUCAAACAAAGGUGUGGUCAUCAGUUUAACCACCAACAGUCAGCUGCAGUCUGAAAAAUGGUGGCCUUAUCUGCCUGGUUAGUUACUGUGGUAUAAGUGAAACAAUACACCGACACACUAGGUGAAAAUACUGUCGAUUUUAUUUUUAUUGUCACUAAUAUUAGACAAACAUUGAAAUGUAUCAUCUUAUUGCAGAUCUAUCGGUAUUGAUGCAUAUCCUGUCUGAUAAGUCAGAACAUAUUGUACACUGUAAAAGGUCUCGUGUGUUUCUCGUUCAAUAUAAAAAAAAGCAAAUGUCAAGUCUGAUGGAUCCAUAGCAAGAUUGUUUGUCUGUGUCAAGUUUUUAUAAGUAGAAAAUGACUGCAGGACAAUAUAUUUUGAAAAUAAAAUAUUGAUAAUGAUAUCGGCCUUAACAAUCCAGUAUCAGUUGGGUUAUUACAUAUUCGGCUGCUGUUUUUGUGGCUUCAAAGACAAAAGAAACCUGUAACACAGUGUACUUACCAUUAGUACAAUUUAAAGGAACAUUUUGACUUUUUGGAUAAUACACAUUUGCUUUCUUGCUGAGGUGAGGAGAUAACUCAUAUGUCCGUGCCUGUAAAUAUGGAACAGGAGCCAGGUUAAGUUAGCUUAGCAUGAAGAUUGGAAGCAGCUGGUCUGGCUCUGUCCACUGUCAAAAAGACCAAUCCACCUAUCAACAUCUGUAAGGCUCAGUGAACACAUCAGCCCCCACAAAACCACAGACAUGAGAGUAGUUUCAAUGUGAACAUUUCACUCAAAGCGUGUUUCCCAAAUUGUCAGUUGUGUGAGUAUUGUGGGUAUUUGUUUUAGAAGCAGAACUCAAGGGAACAUCUGUCAGUAUGGUCAGGUGGCCAAGGUAAUCACCUGGACUUUUAUUUUUGGGGAACUUUGGCCAACUUGUUUCGAGUAUUUGGUUGAUUAUUUCUGACUUUUCUGUGAAAUGUGGGUCAGAUGCUGUACAUGAUCAUCCCUCCAGCUCUUUAAACUCAGGACAGACAGGAGAUCAAAUGUUGAAAACCAGCCCCAUCUACUGACUAAAUCAAGAGAAAACCAUAACUUUUCAGGAUUACAAUCUUGUUUCUCUUUUGUUUUCAUUUUUUCAAAGGGCUAUUCUGGCCACACUGCGUGCUAACAUUACCAUAGCUGGUGUGACUAAAUAAAACCCUGAGUCACCUUCCAGGUAACUGUGCACAGUGCUUCCCCUUAACCUCCACUGUAUUUGUGAAAGCCUUAAUAAUGAGGAACACAACUGAUGCGAAUGGAAACUUUGGAUUAUUACAAAAUGUGUAUUAGAAAACCAUGUGUCUGACAGUACAAAAGCUACAUGUAACAGAAAACCAAGGAUGCAUUUUGGCCAGUAAGAGAGAUGUACAAGUGUAGUGUAACCCAGUGUAGACCCACUUUAAACAACUGGAUGCAUUUAUGUAUAGACCUGUAAAGGCAGAUUGAAUCUGCCCAAGUAUUUUAACGUUUGACAGGAAAAGUCGCGGACACUCAAAAGGAUUUAAAAAAAAAAAAAAAUUGGUAUAUUUAGCUAGAGAUGAACAAUUGUCAAAGAAUUAGAACUUGGAACAAAAUUCAGAGACAAAAUAUGUGUAAUCUAAUCUGUUGCAUGUAAAA